AUGGCACAACCUGUUGAACAAGAGGAUGAAUUUGAUUACGAACAGUAUCAUCAAGAAAAGAUCAAACAACAACAAAUUGUGAGAGCAAUUUUACGAGAUGUUCAGAAAGAAUUACCCAAAAUACAAAAAACUGGGGAAAUAGGUUCGGUAGAGGGGAUGGAAAAUCCGCCAUCCAAAUCCCACGCGGCUCCUCCGCCAAACAGGAUCCACAACAUCACACGGUAUUUUGGCUUUGCGGAUGGAUCCAACAAUCCAUCUGCAAAGCGUGGGAUUUGGAUCGAGGAUUUUCCAUCCCCUCGUUCGGUAUUACAAAGAGUGAAGUUGAUUUAA
This is a messenger RNA of Naegleria gruberi, 330 nucleotides long. RefSeq lists its product as uncharacterized. The record is from RefSeq and is a predicted model, not a curated record. Bases 1 to 330 code for a protein of 109 amino acids. NCBI's taxonomy places the organism in Eukaryota, Heterolobosea, Eutetramitea, Acrasida, Naegleriidae. The transcript has a single exon.